UCUCAGGUGCUGUGUAUUGAUGAAGCUACUGCAAGCGUGGACCUGGAAACAGACAAACUGAUACAGCAGACGAUCAAAAGUGAAUUUAAGGAGAGUACUGUUUUAACCAUUGCUCACAGGUUAGAUACGUUGAUAGUAGCGAGGAAUGAUGUGGUAUUCAUUAUCGAGUCGGCUAACUCAAGUUGGACACAGAGUUGAAAUCCAUCAGUUGAGUUGGCGGCUUGUUCUAGAGUACGCUAAAAAUUUGACCUUAGAGAAAGACACGAUCCAUAAGCGAAAUCUUUUGCCUUUCUUUUUUUCUUAAUUAAUAGAGAGAAUUAGAGUUCGUUUUGCCGCUGACGGCAAACGUCAGUUGACAAUUUUUCAAAUUAGGAUAUGAGCUGAUAAAAACAGUCUUUGCAAGAUAACCCUCAUGUGAACCUGAAACGAAAGUAGUCUACUAAUUUUUCUGUAGAUGUAAUCAACAGAUGACGAAAGGGAAAAGUUGGUCACGUGAUAAAAACUUACGUUUUCCGCUUUUGUAAGUGAUUUAAGUCUCCAAAUUCUGACCAUCUGCAGUGAGUACGCGGCACGCGUGCUCAUCAUAUCGAAAACCAAGCGAUGCGUCUGAGCCCCUUUUUUCACGAUUGUAGGUGACAGGCGUUGAACGAAAGGACGUACCAUGAACUUGGACUUCUCGAAUACCGGCUACGUUCCUAGCUGUUUAUGUCUACUAAGAUCGCGUCUAACGCCUUAGACAAUUAUGACCCGUUAAUAUAAUAAUAGAAAGCUGCGCAUGAAGACUGCUACAAUUCAGAAGAGUUCCUUUGUAACUUGACGCUUCUCUCAUUUUCUUAGCCUGUUAGCAAGUGGGUGAUAUUUGGGAGCUUAUACAAAGACGUUUUUGAGAGACACACGUCAACCGGAAGUGGACCUUUUGCAUUGCUGGCCAGUGGUUUUGCCCAGAUUUUUGCGCAAAUCGUCUCUAUAACAGUAACGACCCUUAGCAAUACAUAUUUGGUUGCGUCAAGGCACAUUAAAAGGGGAAAAGCCCGACUUCCGGUUGACAAGCAAGCUUUCUUAAUCUUUCAAUGAUUAAUCAAUGCAAUCUCCCUUGUUUUAGGCUUAAUACCAUCAUGGAUAGUGACCGUGUUCUUGUCAUGGAUCGAGGGACUGUGAUCGAGUUUGACACCCCACAAGCCUUGCUGAGAAACAAACAUUCUUUCUUCUAUGGACUGGUGCAUAGAAGCAAAUCUGACCAGAGUUAA
This is a messenger RNA of Porites evermanni, 1247 nucleotides long. The record is from the annotation of a GenBank genome assembly. NCBI's taxonomy places the organism in Eukaryota, Metazoa, Cnidaria, Anthozoa, Scleractinia, Poritidae.